UGUGGGGUGCUCGCCGCGGCGCUCCGCUUCCUCCCAUAGUAGUUGGCGCAGGCCCCGCCUCCCGGCUGUGUUGUCAAACGGGCCGGGGUCUCGGAUUGGUCCAGCCUCCGGGACAACACCUGCUCGACUCCUUCAUUCAAGUGACACCAGAGCUUCCAGGGAUAUUUGAGGCACCAUCCCUGCCAUCGCCGGGCACUCGCGGCUCUGCUAACGGCCUGGUCACAUGCUCUCCGGAGAGCUACGGGAGGGCGCUGGGUAACCUCUAUCCGAGCUGCGGCGAGGAGGAGGAAAGGGGCGAGCCGGGAGGAAGAGUGGGAGGAGGGGGGAAGCAGCAGAGGAGGAAAAGGAGGAGGAGGGGCGCACAAAGAAUCCAGGUCUCCCGGAGGGAGGGUGAUACCCAGAACCAUGUGUGCCGAGCGGCUGAGCCAGUUUGUGACCCUGGCUUUGGUGUUUGCCACCUUGGACCCGGCGCGGGGGACCGACGCCACGAACCCUCCGGAAGGUCCGCAAGACAGGAGCUCCCAGCAGAAAGGCCGUCUGUCUCUGCAGAACACAGCGGAAAUCCAGCACUGUUUGGUCAACGCCGGAGACGUGGGGUGUGGCGUGUUUGAAUGUUUCGAGAACAACUCUUGUGAAAUCCGGGGCUUACAUGGGAUUUGCAUGACUUUUCUGCAUAAUGCUGGAAAAUUCGAUGCCCAGGGCAAGUCAUUCAUCAAGGAUGCCCUGAAGUGCAAGGCCCAUGCCCUGCGGCACAGAUUUGGCUGCAUCAGCAGGAAGUGUCCGGCAAUCAAGGAGAUGGUUUUCCAGUUGCAGAGGGAAUGCUACCUCAAGCACAACCUGUGCUCAGCGGCGCAGGAGAACAUCGGCGUGAUGGUGGAGAUGAUAAACUUCAAGGACCUCCUGCUGCACGAGCCCUAUGUGGACCUCGUGAAUCUGCUGCUGACCUGCGGGGAAGAUGUGAGGGAGGCCAUCACUCACAGCGUCCAGGCUCAGUGUGAGCAGAACUGGGGAGGCCUGUGCUCCAUUCUGAGCUUCUGCACCUCCAACAUACAGAGACCUCCCACUGCGGUCCCUGAGCAUCAGCCCCCGGCAGAUAGGGCCCAACUACCCAGGCCUCACCACCGGGAUACAGGCCACCACCUAUCAGAAGCCAGCAGAGGCGCCAAGGGUGAGCGAGGAAGCAAAAGCCACCCACAUGCGCACGCCCGAGGCGGAGCAGGUGGCCAGAGCGCCCAGGGACCUUCUGGGAGCAGCGAGUGGGAAGAUGAACAGGCCGAGUAUUCCGACAUCCGGAGGUGAAACGAAAACCUGGCCAAGAAAGUUUCCUCCAGGCCGUCCAUUUCCUUAUCUAUGGACAUUCCAAACAUUUUACAUUAAAGAGGGGAUGUCACACGCAGGAUGUGUGCGAAUUGUGGACUUCAUGCAGGUGUCUGAACAGGUGAGAUGAGGUCUCAGGUGCCUGCCCUGUGGGUCGGCACCUACGUAAGCUUAUUCACGGGAGUGUUGCCUUGAGUCUGCCUGUGGCUUUGUCCCUUUCGGUCUGUGGGAGCUAGUG
Messenger RNA from Microtus oregoni (creeping vole), 1555 nucleotides. RefSeq names its product stanniocalcin 2 (gene Stc2). Gene Ontology annotation, cellular component: extracellular region. The transcript is spliced from 4 exons. Gene Ontology annotation, molecular function: hormone activity. The record is from RefSeq and is a predicted model, not a curated record. Lineage: Eukaryota; Metazoa; Chordata; Mammalia; Rodentia; Cricetidae. The coding region runs from base 406 to 1299 and encodes 297 amino acids. Gene Ontology annotation, biological process: intracellular calcium ion homeostasis.